This is a messenger RNA of Nicrophorus vespilloides, 2214 nucleotides long. Its product is annotated as cytochrome P450 9e2-like. The record is from RefSeq and is a predicted model, not a curated record. The transcript has 6 exons. Gene Ontology annotation, molecular function: oxidoreductase activity, acting on paired donors, with incorporation or reduction of molecular oxygen; monooxygenase activity; iron ion binding. The coding region runs from base 326 to 1882 and encodes 518 amino acids. NCBI's taxonomy places the organism in Eukaryota, Metazoa, Arthropoda, Insecta, Coleoptera, Silphidae.
CUCUCUAACUCAAUGUUGGCUAUGUCAUUUGUAUAUAGAGUAUAGCGCAAGAGCAAGGACUUCCCCCUAGGGGACCCCAUAUUCGCAGCAUAUUUCAGAGCUCUCUGUGCUCAACAUCUUUACUCGCUGAUCCCUACUUGUAAUACUCAAACUUAAGAGUACACUUGCCUGUAGGAUGUCAUCAUAUAAUUGAUUAAGUUACGAGACCCACAAUUACGUCAAGGUUAAAUGAUAUUAAUACGUUCGUUGAUUUUGGUUCAGUAGUAGCUCAGUGGACAUCACGCAAGACGUAUAUAAGACAACAAGCAAGUUUUUAGAUAAAACGAUGUUUUGGUUACUCGUCGUUUUGCUGUUAAUUGCAUUCUGUUGGUUCAUUUAUAAAAAAUUGAAUUAUUGGACUAAUAAAGGCGUCAAACAAAAAUUUAAAUUGUUUUUUAUGAAUAAAUCAUUUUCAGAAUAUUUUCUAGACAGUUACAAUGAAUUUCCAGAGUCUAGAUAUAGCGGUGUUUUUCAGUUUAGUAGACCUAUGCUUAUGCUGAGAGAUUCCGAGUUGAUAAAGCAGAUAACAGUGAAAGAUUUCGAUCAUUUCACAGAUCAUAUGAGCUUUAUUCCGGAAGGCGUUGAGCCUCUUUGGACAAGUAAUUUGUUUGCUUUGAAAGGUGAUAAAUGGAGAGAUAUGAGGGCUACUCUAAGUCCUGCAUUUACUGGAAGUAAAAUGCGAGCAAUGUUUGCUUUGAUGUCAGAAUGUGCCCAAGAAGUAUCCAAAUACUUUGAAAACAAUCCAGAGGAAAGCAAAUCCAUUGAGCUGAAGGAUCUAUUUACUAGGUACACUAAUGACGUUAUAGCUACUUGCGCUUUCGGUGUGCAAUGCAAUUCAAUUAAACAAAGAAAAAAUGAGUUUUAUUUGAUGGGAAAGCUAUUGACAGAUUCUACGGGCAUUUGGAAAAAUAUCAGAUUUCUAUUAUACAUGAUGAUGCCAAAAUUGAGCAAUUUAUUUGGAAUUUCGUUCUUCAACAAAAGAGUGGAGAUGUUUUUCCGUUGCAUCAUUAAAGACUCGCUUAAAAUGCGAGAGGAAAAUAAUAUUUCAAGACCGGACAUGCUACAUUUAUUAAUGGAAGCUAGAAAAGGUCGAUUAAAUUACGAAGAAACUUCAGCUGUAAAAGAGACUGGUUUUGCUACAGCCGAAGAAUCGGAAAUUGGAAAGACUGUGAAGAAAGUAAAAGACCCAAUCACAGAUGAUACCAUAACAGCUCAAGCGUUAAUUUUUUUCUUUGCUGGAUUUGAUUCUGUUGCAACAUUAAUGGUCCUCAUGGCUUACGAAUUGACUGUUAAUCCAGAUAUUCAAGAAAGGUUGCAAAAGGAGAUUGAUGCUGUUUUUGAAGAAAACGAUGGAGUGAUAACUUACGAAUCGAUCAACAAAAUGAAAUAUUUGGAUAUGAUUACUACUGAAACAUUAAGAAAAUGGCCUGCAGCUGUAGGCAUGGAUAGAGUAUGUGUUAAGCCUUACACCAUAGCACCAGUUGCUCCAGACGAGGUUCCGGUAAAUCUGAAUAUUGGAGACGUUAUUUCUGUGCCAAUCUUUGGAAUUCAUAGAGAUCCCAAAUAUUAUCCCAACCCUGAAAAGUUCGAUCCCGAAAGAUUCAACGACGAGAACAAAGUUAACAUUAAGCCUCACAUGUAUCUUCCUUUUGGUGCUGGACCAAGAAACUGCAUUGGUUCUAGGUUUGCAUUAUUAGAAGCCAAAGUUGUUUUUGUUUAUCUGCUAGCAAAAUUCAAUAUUGUUCCAACUGAAAAAUCGGAAAUACCUUUUAAAUUAUCGAAGACUGGUUUCACUUUUAAUUCUAAAAACGGAUUUUGGUUUGGUUUAAAACGUAGGGAUUAAUUUAUUGGCAUUUGAUCUCAUUUUUUACAUUUCACAAACAUUAUAUAAUGUAUUUUUUAUUGAUAAAUUUUAUUUUUCUAAUGCACAAUGUAUUUUUAUCAAAUGUAUUUUAGUUAGAUCAAACGAUUUAGUCACGCAAUGUGUUGAGCCAGUCAUAAACUUAAUCAAGGUUUUCUUAUAAGUGCUCGAAUGGUCAUUAGGUAUGAAAUUGCUAUAAUUUAAAUCUAUAAUUAUAUUCUUAUUUUUUUUAUUUACAUGUUCAUGAACGUAAUAACUGUUUUCACUUAUUAAAAAGUUUUAAGGACAAUACCAGAAAAAUAUAAACUAACAUU